UACAAAUCCUUUUUCCCAACUCGAACAACUCUUCGGUCUCGAUUUUUCUCAGAUCAAAAGCUCUCUCCCAAAUCCGAAUCGGAGAUCAGAAUUCACUGUUUCAUAGUGAGCCUUUUGGCGUUUCUGUUUGUCUGCAGAGGAACGAUAGGAGUUCCGGGUGAGAUUUGAAUAACUUGUGUUGAUUACGAAGUAGUGGUGUGUAGGAUGCAGGCAUCAAGGGCAAGGCUUUUCAAGGAGUACAAAGAGGUACAGAGGGAGAAAGCAGCUGAUCCAGACAUACAAUUAGUUUGUGAUGAUUCCAAUAUUUUUAAGUGGACAGCUCUUAUAAAAGGGCCAUCUGAAACUCCCUUUGAAGGUGGAGUUUUUCAGCUUGCUUUCUCUGUCCCUGAGCAGUAUCCUUUGCAGCCUCCUCAAGUGCGGUUCUUAACCAAAAUAUUCCACCCAAAUGUUCACUUUAAGACUGGAGAGAUUUGCCUUGAUAUAUUGAAGAAUGCAUGGAGUCCUGCUUGGACACUUCAGUCUGUUUGUCGAGCAAUUAUUGCGUUGAUGGCUCAUCCAGAACCUGAUAGCCCUCUUAACUGUGAUUCAGGGAAUCUUCUUCGUUCCGGUGAUAUAAGAGGAUACCAGUCAAUGGCAAGAAUGUAUACUAGGCUUGCAGCCAUGCCCAAAAAAGGGUGAUUGGAUAAGUUGCUACCUAUAAACAAUUGAUAACAAAAAAAAAAAAAAAAAAAAGGAAAUCUCAUGUUUGAUGAACAUUAGCCAGUGUUACAUGCAACUAUUACGAUACAAUAUUCAAUAGUUGUUGUGGGAUAGUCGUGUAUUGUUGUAAAAACCAUAUUUCAAGCAAGACUCCUGCUUUUUACGAUCUUCAGCAAGGAAUUUCGCCCACUUUUCUAUUUAUGACUGGGACUUA
Ipomoea nil (Japanese morning glory) is the source of this 913-nucleotide messenger RNA. RefSeq names its product protein PEROXIN-4. The coding region runs from base 205 to 678 and encodes 157 amino acids. NCBI's taxonomy places the organism in Eukaryota, Viridiplantae, Streptophyta, Magnoliopsida, Solanales, Convolvulaceae. The transcript is spliced from 6 exons. The record is from RefSeq and is a predicted model, not a curated record.